AUAAGGCGGAUGUAGCACAUUGCUCUUGGAAGCGGAGUCAGCAGCGGAUAUCCUUUGCACUUCGUCGCUUUUCGUUCCUUUUACGCAAUUGCCCUAGGACUUAUAUAGCCAGUUGACAUUGCUGUUGCAAUUAGUUCUGGCAUUUUCAGAUCGAAGCAGUCUCUAUGAAUCAAUCGCUGCUGUGUUCAAUUCUUUUGUUGCUAUUAUCAAUUCAGCAACGUCUCUCUUCAAGUUGUUCGAGCUAUUCACGAUUUGAUACAAAUCCGGACAGAUUCCCUGGUAUCGUUCCUUUCAUUCUUUCCAGAGAAGAACAGAUCAGCCAAGCUCAGUUUGCUUCCAAGGUCAGAAUCACCAAGGUCUAUGGAAGCACUCACAACGAUGACAAACUGUAUGCAGCACAAGUGAUUUGCAACUUGAAAGAAAUUCUUGAACAGUUCAGCAUGCAAAUAAAUGUUAGCCAAGGAGACAGACGAUGUCAAGUUAUACAUAAACACACCAAGGUCGGAGACGAAGUAAUUCUCUUGAUGAAUGAAAGCAAUCGAGUUGGGAGAAUUUGGAAUCUAAACAGUCCAGGCAUGUUCAGUAUACAGGAAUGGGAAAGAGACUAUCAAAGCCAUCUUCCUGACAAUCCUUGCUUUAACGAUGUGAAAGAACCUACUCUUAGCCCUCUUACAACCACAACUAACAAAGCAAACCCCAAACCGAAUUCCUGUAGACCUGUUGCUUCUGCUCAAACGAAGACACAUGAUUCUGUCAACUGCACAGACAUUCCAUGGCAUGCAUUCAUUUGGGAUCGCCGAGUCUGCAAGACACGGUGCGACGCGGUUGCAAUUCAUGACUCCUGGCUUCUGACAUCGGCUCGCUGUGUUAGUCACUACACACGCACACCAAGACGUUUGGUAAUCAGUUUGGGAGUCAGCAAUGCUGGACAGAUGAAGAAGUCCUCCAGAGCGAAGUCCGUUGUUUUACAUCCACAGUGGCAAGCUCGAUCGGACGAGAAAGGUGUGGCAUAUGACAUGGCACUAGUGAAGAUGAAGACAUCUAGACACAAUAAUGGAUUAUGUCCUACUGAACCAAUAUCAUUGGCGUCACCUGCUGAUACCGUCACAGACCUUCACUGCUUGGGAUCUAAAACUGAUGUUUAUAACGGAUAUGUAAAGAAAAUAAUGUUGAAUGCGCCUAAUCCGAAAGUAGUAGACACAGAUCAUACAGAAGCUUAUUGGGCAGCAACUGCAUGUAGAGUCCAAAAUGGUCAGAGGCGCUUGUUUCAAGUCCUUAGUGGCAUCUCUGGUCAAUUCACAGACCAUGUCUUGACAAACGUUUACAACAACAAGAACGUCACCGACUGGAUAACUCACAAUAUCAACGAGCCUCAUAGCAUUUCCUGAAAAUGAACAAGUUUACAACGAGUAGGUGCAUCUUCAUACAAAGACAGAAAUAUACAAAAAAAAUUGUAUGCAAUUUGUUUAGUUUAACGCCAUAUCUGUCAAGUUGUAUUUUUGACUUAUCAUCGUAGUAAUCAAUUGCCCAGUUAAAAUUGAUAACAAAAAGCUACAAUUUUUACGCUGCUGUGUCAGCCAA
Molecule: messenger RNA, 1581 nt
Organism: Corticium candelabrum
Lineage: Eukaryota; Metazoa; Porifera; Homoscleromorpha; Homosclerophorida; Plakinidae
Exons: 2
Coding region: 165-1388 (407 amino acids)
Biological process (GO): proteolysis
Molecular function (GO): serine-type endopeptidase activity
Source: RefSeq, a predicted model, not a curated record